Messenger RNA from Protopolystoma xenopodis, 1095 nucleotides. The record is from the annotation of a GenBank genome assembly. NCBI's taxonomy places the organism in Eukaryota, Metazoa, Platyhelminthes, Monogenea, Polystomatidea, Polystomatidae.
AUGACCUUGCCGAUUCCAGUCGGCUCACACAAUGUGGACAACGUGAGUCGCCCUGGCAACAUCAACAGUUUUCAGGCCUACGCCGGCAAGCCUCACCGAAGCAUUAGAGGUUUUGGAAAGGGUUUGCAGACUUGUGAUUCUGACGUCAUCCUGUCUGGAGGCAGCGGUAAAGUGGACGCGCGCACGUUUUUGUCUCCAGCGCGCGCAUUUGUUGCCGGCGGUUUGACGACUUCCGCCUGGACUGUGAGUACAACGUCCGGUGCUGCAACUGAGGCCAUUGGUCAUUGUGGAAGGCUCGGCCCGUUGAGCCAGAGCCAUCAGCACUUGGUCUAUCCGAUGCUUGCCACGGGCCGAGGCUUUGAGCAGAGCUCGGGCGGGGCCACGGUUGGAGGUGGAGAAGGAGGGGUCGGCGGCGGCAGCCUCGCUUCUCAACAGCUUCAACUGUCCCGGCCAUCGGUACAUCCGACACAGCCGCAGCUAUACUUCCCGUCUCCGUCACUUCAUGACACACUGUACCAACGGCAUGAACUCGCGUCCCAACAACCGCAUCAACAGCAUCAACAGCAUCAACAGCAGCAUCGACAGCAACAGCAAUUCGACCCGACAUCCGGCCAGCCCGAAUCGAAUGAUUCACCGAGUCCCUUCAGCCUGAAAUGGUACAAGCAGAAACAACAACACCGGCUCUGUCGACAGCCGGGACCGAAGCAAAAGUACAACUGUCCUUCGCGGAUCACCUUUCCACACGCCGACCAGACCGGUUCGGCCGUCACUGUGCCCGUUGCCGUGCCGCCAGACGGCCCAACCGGUCGAGUCCCGUGGCCUGCAAAGUGCCGAGGCCUGGCGGUAGUGAAGACGGCCAUGCGGAGCGCCGGUGGACCCUUCAGGACAAGAAGCGGCCUGAAACACAAACAACCAACCGAACCGCCGGCGUCAGGUGAGCACUGUCAGCUUCUGGCAGGUUCGGAUGUGCCAGGAGUGAAAAGUACAGUUGGACUUCGAGUGUGUGAUGAAGAAAUUUUAAAGUGGAUCCCAUCACAAGACGAUAGUGGAUUCGUAGUCAACAAAAAUUUGGUUUCGAUGACUCUCUUGAGAUAA